Molecule: messenger RNA, 3793 nt
Organism: Salvelinus sp. IW2-2015
Lineage: Eukaryota; Metazoa; Chordata; Actinopteri; Salmoniformes; Salmonidae
Source: RefSeq, a predicted model, not a curated record
GAAGCUAAAUCAUGGAAAUCACUUGUUGUUAUCGAGCAGAAAGUAGCUCGUCUACUUGCUAGCUGUAUAUCAUAAUGAUWUUGUCAAGGCGGUUGUUUGUAUUCCAUUCAUUUGAUAAUCUUCUCUUAAAAAUCUAUAUUUUGGAACUGUAACUCAUUGCUUUGAUUUAGUUGUCUGACGUUCUGUCAAGUUCGUCUUGCUAGCUAACGCCGCUAGCUAACGUUAGUUAGCUAACUUUAGUUCCGAAUGACAGGGACAGCCAUAUUUUCCAGGCUGUAUGAAGGCGUUUGAAAAAACGUUAGAACAAAAUGGAUUGCACGGCACUGGAGCACGAUGGAGUUAAAUUUGCUAAAACUGCUGUCAUCUGCGACCAGAAUGGAAAAUACAACGAGGCUGUCUUCUAUUAUAAGGAGGCGGCACAAGCCCUGAUCUACGCCGGCAUGGCAGGGUCUAAACUGGAGGGCAUCCAGGAUAAAGUCAAUGAGUACCUGGACCGGGUUCAGGCCCURCACAAUGCUGUUCAAGCUCAAAGUAGCGAUCCUCUGAAGAGCAAGCAGCAGGUGGAUCUGGAGCGGGCCCACUUCCUGGUCACCCAGGCCUUUGAGGAGGAUGAGAAGGGCAAUGGGGACGAGGCCAUCGAGCUCUACACACAGGCCGUGGAACUCUGCAUCCAGACGUCUCAUGAUACGACAGACCAGGGGCUGCAGGGCAAACUGAAGCAGCUGGCUCGUCAGGCCCUCGAUAGCCCCAGCCAGUCAGGCCGGUCCAGUCCAGCGAGCCUCAGGGUCAGCGCUACACCUCAGAAGAGAUCGAGGUGCUCAGGAGCACGUCCAAGAUCAACAGCAUACCCUUCGUCCCCUUCAUGAGCGUGGACCUGAAGGAGAGAUUUGCCUUUCCUGUUCCRUUCUCGGACAAACUAGGCAAGCUGGCCCUGUCUCCCAAGCAGAGAACCAUCUUCUCCCGCUGGGUUCGCCCUGACGAGAUCUGCAAUAACCCCACCAUGAUCUUAUCUGUAUCCAGCUUCAGCAUCAAACAGACGGUGGUGUCUGACUGCUCGUUCGUGGCGUCGUUAGCCAUCAGCGCUGCCUAUGAGCGACGCUACAACAAGAAGCUCAUCACCAGCAUCAUCUACCCCCAGAACCGGCGCGGGGAGCCAGAGUAUAACCCCUGUGGGAAGUACAUGGUGAAGCUUCACAUCAACGGUGUGCCCAGAAAGGUCAUUAUAGACGACUUCCUGCCAUGUGGUCAGAAUGGAGAGCUGCUGUGUUCSUACUCCAGCAACAGGAACGAGCUGUGGGUCUCCCUCAUAGAGAAGGCCUACAUGAAGGUSAUGGGAGGCUACGACUUCCCCGGCUCCAACUCGAACAUCGAUCUGCACGCACUCACUGGCUGGAUCCCAGAGCGUAUCGCCAUGCAUUCAGACAAUCAGUCAUUCAUCAAGGACGACACCUUCCGCAUGCUCUACCAGAGGUUUCACCGGGGCGAUGUCCUAAUCACCACGGCAACRGGGGUGAUGACAGAGGAGGAGGGCGAGAGGUGGGGCCUUGUGCCAACGCAUGCCUACGCUGUCCUGGAUAUCCGGGAGCACAAAGGGAAGCGAUUCCUGCAGCUGAAGAACCCGUGGAGCCACCUGAGGUGGAAAGGCCGCUUCAGUGAACGGGAYGAGAAAAACUGGACCCCAGAACUUCUCAAAUACCUCAACUUUGACCCCAAGACCGCACAGAAGUUUGAUAACGGCGUGUUCUGGAUCACGUUUGAGGACCUGUGCCAGUACUAUGAUGUCAUCUACCUGAGCUGGAGCCCCGCCCUGUUCAGAGAGUCUUCCUGUAUCCACAGUACCUGGGAUGGGAAGCAGGGCCCGGUGAAGGAUGCCUACAGCCUGGCCAACAACCCUCAGUACCGGCUGGAGGUGACCUGUCCUGCAGGGGGCACYGCUGUCUGGGUGCUGCUGACCAGACACAUCACUGACAAGGAUGACUUUGCACAAAACAGGGAGUUCAUCACCUUGGUGGUUUACAAGACAGAGGGAAAGAAAGUUUACUACCCUGCGGACCCUCCCCCCUACAUAGAUGGGAUCAGGAUCAACAGCCCCCACUACCUGACCAAGAUGAGACUAACCAGCGCUGGAACACACACCUUCACACUGGUGGUGUCACAGUACGAGAAGCAGAACACCAUCAACUACACCCUGAGGGUGUACUCUGGAUGCAAGUUCUCCUUCUCCAAGAUCCCAACGCCCUUCACUCAUACCAAACGGAUCAAUGGCCAGUGGAAGGGGCCGAGUGCGGGGGGCUGUGGGAACUACAAGGACUCGUACAAGCACAACCCAAUCUACCAGUUUAACCUGGAGCGCCCAGGGCCCAUGCUCAUAGAGCUACGAGGCUCCAGGCAGUACAGUGUGGGCUUUGAGAUGGUGACUGUGUCCACUGUAGUAGAGCCAGGACCUGCAGGCCACCCGAAGAAGAACAGUGGAGACUACAGGUGUGGUUUCUGCUACAUGGAGGCGGACCAUGUCCCUGCUGGUAUCUACAACGUCAUCCCCACCACCUUCCUGCCCAAACAGGAAGGACCCUUCUUCCUGGACUUCAGCAGCGCCACGUCCCUAAAGGUCUCCCAGCUCCAGUAAGGAGAGGGGGGGAAGGAUUCAGGUGUGACACCAGGAAUAACUUGCACACAGCAUGGACACUCACUGUUCCCUAAACUCUAGGUGGAACUUGUUAUGACUGCAGGAGGACCCAAAAGAGACUGAUUUAUUUUAUUAWUAUCAAGGGUAUUUGGAAAGGGACAAGUUUUUGGUAUGGAACCUAGCCCUCUAUGUGCUGAGGGGUGUGCAAGAACAUGUACCAAAAAAUGUAAACUGACUGAGUAAUAACUAUCAGAGCUAAUGUUGGAGGUGCUUUCUUCCUCCUUUGCCAUAAUGACAGAUACAGUAAAUGAUGUCACAACAACUAUGGCCCUUCUGAUUUUCAAUGUUCAAUUACUUGGCGCUUGUUGACCACCAGUCUAGCUACUCAAGAGGCAGUGCUGGUAUUUACCAAGAACGAAGGGUGAUGUUCUCAACUGCAACCGCUACUGUCUUUUUCUCAGGAGACYGCACCACGACAGGGAUUUCUCUGUUGYACAGGACUAAUCUCUGGCAUCUAUAAGGAUGCGUGACACAGGCAUGCAGGACGUGUGUGUGGUUGCAAAAUUCUAGGAACUUUCAAUACAUUCCCUGGUUUUCCAGAUUCCUUGAAUCUUCCAACUGGGAUUUAGGGAAGACCAAGGAAUUKAUAAGUUCCUGGAAUUUUGCGUGUGUGUACUCACAUGGAAUACGACAUUUGAAACGUAUYGCCAAUCUUCAGUCUCUUGUUUACGCUUCAGCAAGGACUUGAACACUUCACAGCGGUUUCUUCUUCUCUGUUAACAUUUUGUCAUACGGGCAAGACUGCUAGUGGCUUUGUCCUUUUCUGGACAAUUACUGUAAAGUGUCAAUGCUAUCCAGUCUCGUGGACAAGACCCACUCCUCAAACAUACUUUAUUUUUUAUAAAGGAAAGCAUGGACUUACUAGAAGAGUCACCUGUACCAUGUAGACUUAUUUUGCAUUAGCAAAAUGGCUGCUCUUUGUCGUUUCAUUCUUCUUUACAUAGAAUUACAUUUCUGUUUUCUUCCCCCUCCAGUGACUGUUAAAAAACGGCAACUAUUGCUGCUGUUGCCACUUAUGUCAAAUGCAAAAGUCUUGUAUGAUUUUGCUUAACUUGCACUAAAUGUGGAAUGAUGUAUUCAAACAUGGCAUUGAAGGAAAUCAGAAAA